Symphalangus syndactylus (siamang) is the source of this 1623-nucleotide messenger RNA. RefSeq names its product endogenous retrovirus group K member 8 Rec protein-like. The record is from RefSeq and is a predicted model, not a curated record. Lineage: Eukaryota; Metazoa; Chordata; Mammalia; Primates; Hylobatidae.
CAACAGGAAUUCCUUAUAAUUCCCAAGGACAGGCCAUAGUUGAAAGAACUAAUAGAACACUCAAAACUCAGUUAGUUAAACAAAAAAAGGGGGGAGACAGUAAGGAGUGUACCUCUCCUCAGAUGCAGCUUAAUCUAGCACUCUAUACUUUAAAUUUUUUAAACAUUUAUAGAGAUCAGACUACUACUUCUGCAGAACAACAUCUUACGGGUAAAAAGAACAGUCCACAUGAAGGAAAACUGAUUUGGUGGAAAGACAACAAAAAUAGGACAUGGGAGAUAGGGAAGGUGAUAACCUGGGGAAGAGGUUUUGCUUGUGUUUCACCAGGAGAAAAUCAGCUUCCUGUUUGGAUACCCACUAGACAUUUGAAGUUCUACAAUGAACCCAUCGGAGAUGCAAAGGAAAGUGCCUCCACGGAGACGGAAACACCGCAAUCAGGCACCAUUGACUCGCAGGAUGAAUCAAGUGGUGAUAUUAGAAAAACAGAUGAAGUCACCACGCACCAAGAAGGCGGAGCUGCCAACCUGGGCACAGUUAAAGAAGCUGACACUGUUAGCUAGAAAAAGCCUAGCUAGCACAAAGGUGACACAAACCUCAGAAAAAAUGCUGUUUGCAGCUUUAAUGGUUGUAUCAACGGUGUGUGCCGGACCAGUCGAAGAAUCCUGCGCCAAAAUCGAGAGAACGAACAAGCCUUCAUCGCCAUGGCACAUUUAUAUAGAGGAAAAGGGAGGGAGAAUGUUGCGGGAAGUCAGGGACCUUGAACUGAGGGACUGGCUGAAGCCACAGCAGAAAAGCAUAAAAUAUGAAGAUUUCAUGGACAUUUUAUUAGUUUUCCAAACUUUAUACUUUUGUAAUAUCUUAUGUCUUUACUUUAAUCUCUUAAUCCCAUCAUCUUCUUUGUAAGCUGAGGAGGAUAUAUGUCACCUCAGGACCCUGUGAUGAUUGCCUUAACAACACAAAUUGUUUGUAAAGGACGUGUGUUUGAACAAUACGAAAACUGGGCAUCUUGAAAAAAAAAAAGAACGAGAUAACAGUGGUGUUCAGGAAACAAGGGAGGUAACCUUAAACUGGCCGCCGGUGAGCCGGACGGAACAGAGCCAUAUCUUUUCUCCUUUUGCACACAAAUAGGAGAGAUAUCGCUGAAUUCUUUUUUUCAGCAAGGAAUAUCCCUGAGAAAGAGAAUGCGCUCUGAGGGUAGGCCUAUAAACGACCCCCUUGGAGGCGUGCCGCCUUUUACGGUUGAAGCCGAAGGGAUGAAAUAAGCCCCGGCCUCCUGUAGUGCUCCCAGGCUUAUUAGGAUGAGGAAAUUCCCACCUAAUAAAUUUUGGCCAGUCAGGUUGUCUGCUCUCAAACCCUAUUUCCUGAUAAAAUGUUAUCAAUGACUAUGCGUGCCCAAAAAUUUCAUUGGCAAUUUUAAUUUCAAUUUUAACACCGACCUGUGAACUCAUCCUGCCUCCACUUGCUUUGUGAUAUUCUAUUACCUUGUGAAGUAUGUAAUCUCUGUAUCGUGAUGACAAUGGUAGUCUUGUUGAAAAGAAAAGGGGGAAAUGUGGGGAAAAGAAAGAGAGAUCAGCCUGUUACUGUGUCUAUAUAGAAGGAAGUAGACAUAAGAGACUCCAUUUA